ACAAACGACUGUUUAUCAGAGACAAUUUAUUUUCCAGUGCUAAGUCAACAUAUAAUAGCAAACUUACAACAAUUAUUUAACUUUUUUUUUUCCUCCCCCUUUUUUUUUUUUUUUUUUUUUUUUUUAAGAGCUAUGAAGCAGGGACAGAGGCAGAGCGAGCUCCUUCAGGCAGGGCUGGGAGCUGAGCUCGCACAAACAGCUCCCCGGUGGACUCGUCCCAGGUUCCUGCCCUGCCCCGUCCCUCCGCUCGGCUCCGAGGGGGAAGACGCGGAGCUGGGAACCCGCCGGCGAUGAGCCACAUCUACGGCAGCCACCUCUCCCCUCUGGGCAACCCCUCCAUGGUUUAUCUCCCGGCUGCCCUCGGCUUCACCCCCGGGGGGGCGAUCUCCCGGCAGGACCCCCCGCAGAAGCCCCCGUACAGCUACAUCGCCCUCAUCGCCAUGGCCAUCAAAGAAGCCCCGGAGCAGAAGGUGACGCUCAGCGGCAUCUACCAGUUCAUCAUGGACCGCUUCCCCUUCUACCACGACAACAAGCAGGGCUGGCAGAACAGCAUCCGCCACAACCUCUCCCUCAACGACUGCUUCGUCAAGGUGCCGCGGGAGAAGGGGCGGCCCGGCAAGGGCAGCUACUGGACCCUGGACCCGCGGUGCCUGGACAUGUUCGAGAACGGCAACUACCGCCGGAGGAAGAGGAAGCCCAAAGCCCCGGGGCCGCCGGAGGCGAAGGGUGGCGAGCAGCCGGGGCCGCCCGCCCGCCCCGUCGAGCCCAAGCGGUCCAAGGGGAGUGCGGCGGCCGCGGGGGACGCGGGGGACGCGGGGGUCCCGCGGCCGGGCCGGGGGGCAGCGGCUUCCCCGGGGGGUCCGGCCCCGGUCGCUCCCGCCGCCGCCCCGCCGCACAAGAGCGGCCCGCGGGGCCGCAGCUUCAGCAUCGAGAGCAUCCUGGCGCAGGGGCUGCGGCAGCCGCCCCCCGGGGCAGCCCCCAAGGCGGCCCGGGAGGGCCCCGCCGGCUGCCUCGGCGGCUCCCUGGUCGCCAGCGGCGGCUUCGGCCCGACCCUCAACGCCUCCCUCAUGCUCGACUCCCAGGUGCACGGGAGGCUCUACCACAUCGGCAUCCCCUUCCUCUCCUGCUUCCCUCUCCACGUAUCCGAGGCGGUAUUUAAUUUCCAGUAGUUGCCCCAUAAUUAAACCCCCCCCGGCCCCGGGCGCUGCUUGCGAGGCGCGAUGGGGAUGAGAGGCUGGACUCAGACCUCACUGCGCGGGUAGACCAAAAAAACCCCAAAGCGAUGUAAAAGGUGACUCAGGAUUUCAGGGCAUUUUCAAGGCGCGUGUUGCUGCGGACUCUCUUUAGCCGUUACCUCCCACCCCCUUGCCAGAGCGACUUCUGAAGGUAAACCAGCUUUCUUUUCCCAUGGGUAGUGAAGGUAGAGACAGGCAGUGGGGGGAUUGCCCACACUGCCCCUAAGCUCUGUUGGGUUUGCUCUGCACCUUUAGUCUUUGCAUCCCUCAGGUUCCUCAGACCUGGUUUCUUUCGAGCCCUUCAGGUCUCUGGUUUUCUUCUUUUAUUUUCCUUUUGGAAACCCAACCCACUCUGUCCAUCCGUGGGGGAGGGGGCUGAGCUUUGUUUUGCCGUUAAUACCCACAGAUAUUAAUAAUUCCUGAUACUCCCCAUUGGCCCAGUCCUCCCAGUGGGUAAAGGCAAGUAACUGGAGAUGAAAUAAGGGCAGACCAAGCAAUCCAGGCUCAUCCUGCACAUUCCUGCUUGCUUAGGCUCAGCACUGUGUGCAACUGGUUUCCUGCCCAGCACUCGUGCUUCUCGAGUAUCUCAAAAGAGUUUCUGCUCACUGAUGAGAGGGGGAUGGAUGAGCAAACACAAGGAUGCAUCCCCUUUCCAUAUCUUGCUGGGAUCAGUUGCUUCUGACCACAAAAAGACUGAAGCAGGGUUGUGGAGGCCACUCUUGGCAUUUUGAAAUACGUCUUUUAACAACCAGGACAACUACCAGGAAAAAAAAAAAGACAUCAGCUGUGUAUCUAAAAUUUUAUUUUUUUCUUAAAGAAGGAAGAAUCCAGACUGCAAGAAAUCAGGAAUAUUUCUUAUUUUUGUUUGCCAUAAAUAGAGGCUUUUUGUAUAUUAGUGGAUAAAUGCCCUUUUGGAAAAAAAAAAAUCUAUAUUCUCAAUUUUCAUUAUGAAACUAAACCUAUAUCCAAUAAAAGUAUUUUGU
This is a messenger RNA of Pseudopipra pipra, 2218 nucleotides long. RefSeq names its product forkhead box L1 (gene FOXL1). Gene Ontology annotation, molecular function: RNA polymerase II cis-regulatory region sequence-specific DNA binding; DNA-binding transcription factor activity, RNA polymerase II-specific. Bases 291 to 1169 code for a protein of 292 amino acids. NCBI's taxonomy places the organism in Eukaryota, Metazoa, Chordata, Aves, Passeriformes, Pipridae. The transcript has a single exon. The record is from RefSeq and is a predicted model, not a curated record. Gene Ontology annotation, biological process: regulation of transcription by RNA polymerase II; anatomical structure morphogenesis; cell differentiation.